AUGUCUCAGGUCCAGGGUUGGACUUCAGGACCCCAGACAAGAGGGACCCUAGAUAUCCUGUGGACAUGUCUAGCGACACUUGGUCUGUGUGUAUGGACUGCCAUCCAUCCAAACAUCCCGGUCGUACAUAAUGCCUGGUCCACGCUCUUCGAGCGCUUGGGGUUAAUGGUGCUGGCCAUUAUCUUUCCAGAGAUUAUUAUCACUUCCGCAUGGGGUCAGAGAAGACGCGCGAGGAACCUGCUUGUUGAAGUAAAUCGGUCCCUAGGGCGGGCAACAAAAAAGACCACAUCAGAGGAGACCGCAAGUCAAGAUCUUUCUCUGCUCCCGAAAUAUUCAGAUCCAGACUUAGUGGCGCCAUUACCUCAUACUACAUCUGAUCCUGUUCAAGGCCAGCCGCCCACAACUGACCCCUGGUUUCACGACCAGGCCAUGUUUGCCGUCAUGGGCGGCUUUGCUAUUGAGACGCAUUACCUGGACUCUGCGACCGAAAAGCGCAUCAUUCGUCGCCUUCUGACACCUGAAGGGGUAUCCAUACUGGCCAAGACCGGUCAUCUGCCCGCUCUCAGUCGAGAAGAUGUUGCCGAACGGAGCAAGGCAGAUAUCUUCGCUAAAAGCAUAGUCGUUGGCCAGAUCGUUUGGUUCGCCUUACAGGUACUGGGGAGACUAUGUCAGGGCUUACCUGUGACGCCAUUAGAGACACAUACAGCUAUCCAUGUCGGAUGCACAAUAAUAGUCUAUGCAAUAUGGGUCAAUAAACCUUACAAUUUGUUGCAGUCUGUUGUGGUAGCCGGGCCAGAUAUGAAUUAUCUUGGCGCAUUCUUCAACUUCUCUGAUAUCAGUCGCGACAUUUUCCAGAAAGAGUGCGAACGGUAUGAGAUGGAGAGGAUAGAGUACUGGAAGGAGCGCGUUAUACAAGCAUCGCAAGGAGCUUUAACCUUUGGUGCACCCCCGAAACCCCCCGUGUUAAAACCCAUCGACCAACUGCUCGAUGACUACCAGUCGGAUGCCACCCGCAAUUGCACAAAGCGGUAUGACGACGAGGAAAUUCUAUGCGCCAUUGCAGAAGACGCUCGCCAGGGACUUCAUCUUUUAGAAAGUCAAGGAUGUAAUACGUUUCGAGGAAUCCAACCCAGUCAUCGAAAGCUUCUCCGCCACACCUCCGAGAAUUUCACUAUUCGGACGGUAUGGGGGGGCUGGAGUACUGACUUUGGCCACGAGCCAAACCUCGAGAAAGGGAUUCAUGUGCUCUUCAAUGUCUUGUACGGCGGGUGCCACCUAGCUGGGUGGGCUUCGGAUUUUCCAACAACAUUGGAGAGUUGGCUGUGGAGAGGGUCAGCUCUUUUUCUCACCACAGUUCCAGUUUGGGGUGGGCUAUGGGUUCUAUGGUGGAAAGGCACCGAAGUGAGCCGGUUCUGGUAA
Messenger RNA from Aspergillus caelatus, 1419 nucleotides. RefSeq lists its product as uncharacterized. The record is from RefSeq and is a predicted model, not a curated record. Bases 1 to 1419 code for a protein of 472 amino acids. The transcript is spliced from 3 exons. NCBI's taxonomy places the organism in Eukaryota, Fungi, Ascomycota, Eurotiomycetes, Eurotiales, Aspergillaceae.